Messenger RNA from Sphenostylis stenocarpa, 555 nucleotides. NCBI's taxonomy places the organism in Eukaryota, Viridiplantae, Streptophyta, Magnoliopsida, Fabales, Fabaceae. The record is from the annotation of a GenBank genome assembly.
AUGACUAGAAAGAGGAUACAGAUCAAGAAAAUUGACAACAUCAGUUCUAGGCAGGUGACUUUCUCCAAGAGAAGAAAAGGGCUUUUCAAGAAGGCUCAGGAGCUGUCUACCCUUUGUGAUGCAGACAUAGCUCUCAUAGUCUUUUCUGCAACUAGCAAGCUCUUUGAGUAUGCCAGUUCAAGUAUGCAACAAGUAAUUGAAAGGUUUGAUCGCCAUUCAGCAAUGCAUAGAUUGGAUCAACAUGCUAGUGUAAGGCGCGAUCCCUCUAUUGAGCUUCAGGACUGCAUCUUCCUCGUUGUAAUUUUAGCUCCCAUGGAUAAGUCAGUACCUUUGCGAUUAGUUUCCUACAAAACUGUAACUGUCAAAUCUGGAAUUCAUGUUGAGAGUGACUCCAACGACAUCCUGCGCAAGAAAGUAGAAGAUAAGAAUCGUGAACUGAGGCAGUUGCAUGGGGAAGAUCUACAAGGAUUGACAUUACAAGAACUGCAGAAAAUAGAGGAACAUCUUAAAAGAGGUUUGACCAGUGUUUCAAGAGUAAAGGUUUGUGCCCUAUGA